Carya illinoinensis is the source of this 939-nucleotide messenger RNA. RefSeq lists its product as uncharacterized. Bases 151 to 708 code for a protein of 185 amino acids. The record is from RefSeq and is a predicted model, not a curated record. NCBI's taxonomy places the organism in Eukaryota, Viridiplantae, Streptophyta, Magnoliopsida, Fagales, Juglandaceae. The transcript has 2 exons.
GCUCUUUUCCCACUUCCCCACACCCCUACUUUCCCUGCAACUUCCACCUUGGUGACCACUGCACCACCUUUCCCUCAACGCGGGUGGACGCUGAAUUGACUCCUCCACAAAGGGAAACUACUUCGAAAGAGAGGGGAAAGAAUAGCAAAAAUGUCCAACAAGUCCCCGGUAUUUCCGAUGCCAGAGCCCCUACACUUCAGCGACUAUGGCUUUGAUCCUCAAAUCGACUAUUUUCGGGUGUUAGAAGAAGCGAGGAAGCACAAGCGUGAGACAGCAAGGUCUAUAGAUUCCAUCCACUUCAAGCUCCAGAAGCCUGUAUCCAAAGACGAGUCCAAGAAGAGCCAAAAGGCCAAGAAGAAGCGGUGGUGGAGAAGCGCCCUUCUCUUCUUCAAAUGGAAGUGGAUGCCUCACCACCAUGGUCAUGGGCGUUAUCGUGAUCAUGAUCACGAGGACGUUCAUCAAGCUCGAGCUCGUGCCUUUAGGGCCUCGAUAUCAGGCCCCGUGUACAUCACCGAGAGCACAAGUGGGUCUGCUACGCCGUACCCACGUAUGGAUACUAGCCGGUCAUCCUCAGGUCCCCUCGCCGGAAUGUUUACCCCGUUGAGGAAGGAUGAGUCGGACAUACCUUAUUUGAGCCUGAGGAAUCUUAACAUGGAGCAGCAGCAAAGGUGCUCGACCUCUGCAAUGCCCUUAUAUUUGGUUACUUGAGAAGCACGAGGCGCUUGAACCUCUCUGUUUUUAGCAAUUUCUCAGGGCACCAUAUCAUAUGUAUCUCCUUUCUUUUAUUGUAUUAUUACCUGAAAAUGUAUAUAUAUUAUGCACUUCAAACCAUUAAGCCAUCGAUUUCUAUGUGUAUGUCAUGAUUUUCUGAACUGCUGAAGGUGUUUGAUCUAUAGUAGGAAAAGCUGGAUGAUCCUCCUCCUUUGUGUUUGUUGCUCA